Arabidopsis lyrata subsp. lyrata is the source of this 864-nucleotide messenger RNA. Its product is annotated as IgA FC receptor. Bases 160 to 642 code for a protein of 160 amino acids. The record is from RefSeq and is a predicted model, not a curated record. NCBI's taxonomy places the organism in Eukaryota, Viridiplantae, Streptophyta, Magnoliopsida, Brassicales, Brassicaceae. The transcript has a single exon.
AAACUCUGUACAUGUUUUUCUCACCAAAAUCCAUCUCUCUUCUUCCUGAAGACACCUUUAAAUAGCCAUUUCAAUCAAAGAUCAAGCUCAUCACAAAAACAAAGAAGAACACCACAAAGCAAAGAAAGAAAGAAAGAUAAAAAGAUUUUCAAGGAAACAAUGGCAUUGAAGAAGAUUCUCUCUGCUUCUCUUCUUUCACCAUUUCUGAUCAUAUGUAUUAUUGCAUUGCUCUCUGUUCCAGUAUCAGUCGGAGCUCGCCGGUUAUUGGAGGAUCCUAAACCAGAAAUACCGACAUUGCCGGAGCUACCUAAACUAGAGAUGCCAAAGUUACCGGAAUUUCCGAAGCCUGAGUUGCCUAAGAUUCCGGAGAUUCCAAAACCUGAGUUGCCUAAGUUACCGGAGGUUCAGAAGCCUGAGUUGCCGGAGAUUCCGAAGCCAGAGGAAGUCAAAAUGCCGGAAAUUCCCAAGCCAGAGUUGCCAAAGAUGCCGGAGAUUCCGAAGCCUGAUUUGCCGACGUUUCCAGAGAUGCCGAAGAUGCCGGAAUUUCCCAAGUUCGAUGCUCCAAAGUUACCGGAAUUGCCAAAACCAGAAGAAACCAAAGUGCCGGCAUUCACAAUGCCAAAGUUUCCUGGAUCUCCAUAAGCCCAUUAUAUCAGAAGAAGGCCCAGCUACUUUGGAGCCCAGUCCAAUUUUCUGAAAUUGUUGUAUCACCCCUUGUAUUAUUUGUCUAUUUACAGAGAUGUGCUUCUUUCUAUUUCUUAGCUCAUCCUUGUACCUUAUUGUCUCGAUUGAUUGUGUUAUACUUUGUAUUUCUUGGUAUGUUUUUUUUUUUUAAAUGAAAUUUCUUGGUAUGUUUGAUACACA